GGCCUACACGCUGUCGGCGGACGGCACGGAGCCGCACUGCCUAGAGGGUUCCGUGUUGGAUUGGCUGUCCGGCUCGGGUGUGAGCUGGCUGCAGGCGGGGCUGCUGAGCGACGUGGAGCGGCUGCGGCCCGAGGCGCUGCUGGACACCGACUUCAUGGCGGCGGGGCUGGCGGCGGGGGAGCGGACGGGCGCCAACAUGGCCAUGGAGGUGCUGCCCGGAGAGUGCGAGCGGCAGGCGCGACUGCUCGACUCCCUCGUGCUCGCACGCAGCGCCCGCACCAGCAGCAGCACCGCCGCUGCAGCCCCCACCUCCACCUCCAUGCCCACCAUCCCCACCAGCCCCGCGUCCUCCCGCGCCGCCUCCGCUUACAGCAGCAGCGGCGGCGCCUCCUCCUCCGAAGGCGGUAGCAGCAGCAGCAGCCGCAACAGCAGCCACGGCGGCGGUGCGGGCAGCUACGCUCCGCCAUCCGCC
Messenger RNA from Astrephomene gubernaculifera, 472 nucleotides. NCBI's taxonomy places the organism in Eukaryota, Viridiplantae, Chlorophyta, Chlorophyceae, Chlamydomonadales, Astrephomenaceae. The record is from the annotation of a GenBank genome assembly.